AGGGAGCGGGGCGAACAUGGCUGACAGCAGCCAGGGCGUCCCAACGAGCAGCGGGGCUUGCGGCGAGCAGGACCCGGUCGCCAGCAGCAACUUUCCAGAGUACGAGAUGCCGGAGCUAAACACACGCGCUUUCCACGUGGGCGCCUUCGGGGAGCUGUGGCGUGACCGGCUGCGCGGGCAAGGGGAUUUGUCGCUGAAGGAGCCGCCGGCAUCCGAGCUGCCUGGGCCAGGAGGGGUCGCCGACCCCGGCUGGGACGAUGCCGCGGUGGCGCGGGAUCUGGGCUGCGAUCUGGAGGCAGCGACCGAGCUGAGGGCAGUUUGCGGCCUCGAUAAACUGCGGUGCCGUGAGGAGGACGAGGACCCAGAAGUCAUCCCCGAGGAUACUGACCUAGUGACUUUGGGAGUUAGAAAGAAGAUUUUGGAACGUCGGGAAGAAACAUUAACGAUAGAUCGAGCCUGCAGACAAGAAGUACUUGCUUAUGAGAUGGAGUCACAUGCCAUAGGAAAAAAGCCUGAAAAUCCAGCAGACAUGAUAGAAGAGGGGGAACUUAUCCUCUCUGUGAAUGUCUUCUACCCUGUUAUAUUUCAUAAGCACAAAGAACACAAACCAUACCAGACGAUGCUGGUACUGGGCAGCCAGAAGCUCACGGAACUAAGGGAUUCAAUUUGCUGUGUCAGUGACCUCCAGAUUGGUGGGGAAUUCAGCAACACUCCUGACCAGGCCCCUGAGCACAUCAGCAAAGACCUAUACAAAUCAGCCUUCUUUUAUUUUGAAGGAACGUUUUAUAAUGAUAGAAGAUACCCUGAAUGCAGAGAUCUGAGCAGAACUAUCAUUGAGUGGUCAGAGUCCCAUGACAGAGGCUAUGGAAAGUUUCAGACUGCUAAAAUGGAAGAUUUCACCUUCAAUGACUUAAAUAUUAAAAUGGGUUUUCCCUAUUUAUACUGUCACCAGGGAGACUGUGAACAUGUUGUUGUCAUUACUGACAUAAGGCUUGUGCAUCGAGAUGACUGCUUGGAUAGAACACUUUAUCCCCUUCUUAUCAAGAAGCAUUGGCUAUGGACCAGAAAAUGUUUUGUUUGUAAAAUGUACACAGCCAGAUGGGUGACCAACAAUGACAGUUUUGCACCAGAUGAUCCAUGUUUCUUUUGUGAUGCUUGCUUCCGAAUGCUUCAUUAUGACUCAGAAGGCAACAAACUGGGGGAAUUCCUCGCUUAUCCUUAUGUUGAUCCUGGAACAUUUAAUUAAUAACCAAUAAAAAGUGUACACUGUAGGAGUAUGACCAACCUGAAAUAAUCAGCUACAGAUACCCCUACCCCACCCCCAAAAUUUGAAAUUACAGAUUUUCUUAUAAAGUAACUUGACCUAAAUGAUUAAAAAUAUAUUUUACUAUUACACAAUAUAGUUCAUAUUCAGUUCAGUGCAUUUUGCCCAUCUUAAGUGUAUUUAUCUUACAGAAGGAGCGCUUUAUAUACUGAAUACAAAUCCUUUGCCAUGUAUCGUAUUCUGAUUUUUCUCCCAGUCUACGGCUUGCCUAUUCAUGUAUCCUAAAUACUUUUUUGCUAAUCAUUAGCAAAAUUCAAUUGGUGUUACAUCAAGUGUUGGAAGUACUUUGAAAAUUAUUUGAAGAAUGUGAACUACACCAUAUAUCAUGAGGCUUCCAAGGUAAAGAUUUUUCAAAUAUCUAAUAAAAAUGAGGAAGAAUAAAAGUAGAUCAUUUAAUAAAUACAAUAUUAAUAGCUAUUGUGUAAUUUAAUCUCACAGAUGGCUCUUGUUUUGGUAGAAACUAUGUACAAUAUACAUUUUAUUUUAAAAUAUAUUUAUUGAUUUCGGUGAGGGAGACAGAAACACCAAUGAUGAGAAUCAUUGA
Eptesicus fuscus (big brown bat) is the source of this 1868-nucleotide messenger RNA. It is a transcript of the gene SNAPC3, whose product is annotated as small nuclear RNA activating complex polypeptide 3. The transcript is spliced from 9 exons. Gene Ontology annotation, biological process: snRNA transcription by RNA polymerase III; snRNA transcription by RNA polymerase II. Gene Ontology annotation, molecular function: RNA polymerase III type 3 promoter sequence-specific DNA binding; core promoter sequence-specific DNA binding; RNA polymerase II cis-regulatory region sequence-specific DNA binding. Bases 17 to 1246 code for a protein of 409 amino acids. Lineage: Eukaryota; Metazoa; Chordata; Mammalia; Chiroptera; Vespertilionidae. The record is from RefSeq and is a predicted model, not a curated record. Gene Ontology annotation, cellular component: snRNA-activating protein complex.